AUGGCACAAAGUGACACUCUGCAGCAACCGUUAAUCAAAACCGAAUACGAACCGAUUAGUUCGACAAAGAAACUCAAUCUAUUACUGAAACGCUCAGUUCGAUAUUCAUAUCGUCAGCGAUGUUGCAAUUGUCUUCCAACAAUUCUAUGCGAACUUAUAUUUCCACUGAUUAUUAUCAUCAUAUUGUUCUUACUGCGCUACGGAGUUAAUAAAUUAAAUGAUGCAACAACAAGUAGCGAGGGAGGCUUGCCAGGAACGAGAAAUCGUUAUCCGUGUUCGCAAAAUCUAACAAUGCCACCGAUUUCAUCCAAGGAUCUUUUUCUGAAUUGUUUUAAAUUUCCACCAGGUUAUGGAGGUCGAAGUUGGGAUUCGGGUCAUAUAUCAGUUAUAUCAAAUGAGACAAGUAUUGUGUUCGAACCAGAUAGGUCCGAUAUUCAAGAAUUCGUCCAACAUGCUCGAACGAGACUUGCCAGUAUGGAUUGUGGACAGCGAACGACAGUUUGGAGUAAAAGUCGAGAUGAUACUGAAGACAAUCUACUGUUACAAAACACAACAGUAAAUACAGUGAUCAUCGAUUUGACUGCAACGUCGGAUUUGAAGAAAGAUCGAAAAAUUACUUAUAAUAUUAUCGUUCGAACACCAAAUACUAUUUUACAGAACAUGCCUAUCGAUACAUCAUUUUUAGCCUUUAAAAAUCCAGGCUACAUUUCUGAUCGAUCAAAUACAACGGAUUUCGAAGGUAAACAUGGAUCUGAGUUACCGCACUUUACCGAUGUGAAGAUUUUCGUUGAUUCGCUAUUGAUGGAGUAUCAAACCAGUCGGCCGAUUCAAUAUGAGCUAGAACGUAAUCUGAUGACAUGCACACCAUUUCGCACGGAUUUUCUCUAUACUUCGGAGGCAAGUUUUCUCGGCACAAUGUUAUCUUUACUUGAUGGAAUUUUUCUUAUCCCGUAUUUAAUUCUUCUCACCAGUUUAAUCCGGGAAAAAAAUGCUAAGGUAAAAGAAAUCCUUAAGGUUCUUGGGAUCGAACCUAUUCUCAAUAACAUCGCACAAGCAAUUCGAACCAUGAUUAUCCUCGUUGUUUUUGUUGUGAUCAUAUGCAUUGCAUGCAAAACAAAAUUUAACGGUGAAGCGUAUCUUAAUACAGUCAAUUUUGGUACACUCUUCUUUGGUUUUUUCAUCUACGGUUUCCAAUUAAUUGCUUUUUGUAUUAUGAACUCACAAAUGUUUAGUUCAAACAUUCGUGCUGUCGUCUUUACACUUCUGCUUUGUUUUGUUGCCAAUUACGUUUAUACUUGGAUAUUAGCAUGGCCCGCUGGAAUACAAUAUCUUCUGAUAUUACUAUGCCCAUUCUUUGGUAUGCGCUCGCUCUUUCAGCAAGCAGUAUUGUAUGAUUUAGCUAGAAAAGAUGUAGCAAUAUUUCAAACGAUUUAUCGUCAUGUACCGGUGUAUUUUUCAACACUGGUAGUAAUGAUCGUAAGUUCAUUGCUCUAUUGGGCAUUGUCGUGGUAUUUUGAAAAAGUCUUUCCUGGUGAAUAUGGUAUUCCACAAGAAUGGAAUUUUCUAUUCAAACGAGAAUAUUGGCGUAGACCACCGAUGAAAAAUCAGAUUUAUUCUUAUGAUAAUCGUGCAGCAACAUUAUCCACACAAAAUCUAUCAUUGGCACGAAGUAAUUCAAUUGGUACACCCGUUGUUCAUGUUGAUCAUCUCGUGAAGAAAUUUGGACCUGACAAAAUCGCUGUCAAUGAUGUUUCAUUUGAUCUCUAUGAAAAUCAAAUCACUUCAUUACUCGGACCCAACGGUUCAGGAAAAACUACUAUCUUCAAUUGUCUCAUCGGAAUCUAUAAACAAACAUCAGGCACAAUUUCCAUGGCCAAUCCCAAUGGAUCCGACUACGAUACCACAUCCAACAUUGAUAUGCUGAGAAAAUCAAUCGGAUAUUGUCCACAACAUGACAUUCUCUUCGAUCUAUUGACCAUCGAAGAACAAUUACAAUUCUAUGCAUCGGCUAGAGGAUUCGGCAAAUACAAACAACAAAUAUCUGACGAAAUGCUUCGACUGGUUAAUCUUGAGAAUUCUAAAGAUAUGUUUUGCAAUGCAUUGUCAGGUGGAAUGAAAAGACGUCUCUCAUUAGCAUGUGCUUUCGUUGGCGAUACAAGAAUUAUCUUACUUGAUGAACCAUCAAGUGGACUUGAUCCAACAAAUCGUCGUUUAUUAUGGGAUUGGUUACGCACAAUGAAGGAAGGAAAAACUCUGUUAUUGACAACACAUUUCAUGGAAGAAAGUGAUGCACUCUCCGAUCGAAUCAUGAUCAUUACAAAUGGAAUCAUCAAAGCAGAUGGAACAUCAGCAAAACUCAAGGAACAAUAUGGCUCAGGUUAUAAGUUAGUUGUCAAUCGACAAUCCAAUCAGAAUGCAAAUGUAAUUGCUGAUGAAUUACAUACUUAUUUACCUAAAAUGGCAGCUGAAAGUGAUAUACCUGGUGGUGAUAUUGUCUUCCGUACAAAUCAACAGCCAGACGAUCGAUUUGUUCAAGCAUUACGACAACUCGAUGUGAUGAAAUCGAAAAAUAUGAUCAAAAGUUAUGGUGUUCAGAAUAGUACCAUGGAUGACGUAUUUCUGAAAAUCACCAAUGAUACCAAAGACGAAAGCGACUCUGAAACAACCACGGUCACCAUGGAACGUAUAGAUGAACAAUGCCGUCAAGUUUUUGAGAAUCAAUAUUUUCUUACCGGAUGGCAAUACUAUUUAAGUCAACUGUAUGGCUUACUGAUGAAAACAUUGGUGAUUCGAUAUCGCCGAUGGGGAUUGACUCUUAUUGUUUUGUUAUUACCAAUCAUAUACAAUCUACUAUCGAAUAUUAUUGCACCAACACAGGGCAGUGGCGAUACUUUUAAAAUGCAAGCAACUUUACUCAAUCCUCAAACAAUUCUAUACACAUCAAAUCCUGUUUUUGAAGAUUACUUCCAAGAAGCUGUCGGAGCCAAAUCAAGUGAUUUGAAAUUUGAGAAAAGAACAGAGAAUAUCACUGAACUAAAUCGAUAUAUUUGGCAAAAACGAAUGGAUCAUCCUUAUACGUAUACAGACAUUUAUCUCGCUUUUCAAAUUCCUCCUCCACAAGGUGACACUUACAAAAUACAGACCUUAUCGUCGAAUUUGAUCACUGGCUAUGAAGUCAUUUCAGUUGCAUCGAAUUUAUUCUAUAAAUAUGCAUUAGGUGAUACAAGUGCAUCAAUUCAAUCAACGCUUAUUUAUAGGAGAACCGGAAAUUUCACAGUUGAACCAUCUGUUAGCGGUGCUAUUGCUGUCUUGAAUAUUGUUUCGUGUUUUAUCAAAAUUUUACCAUUCGGAUUAAUAUUAGAUGUAUUCGUGUACUAUGCAAUAUUCUUAUACACAGCCGUAUUUUUAACUAGCGAACGCAGUGAUAACUUUUUGUCUUUACAAAACAUUAGUGGUCUACAUCCAGCAUUAUAUUGGCUUUUCAACUACAUAUUCGAUGUGAUUAGUUCUGUUAUUUGGUUCUGCUACUUACUUGCUAUGUAUUGCUUAUUUGAUGUUGCUUUUAACGGUGUACCUAAAACACAAUCAGCAGCAGCAGCUAUGCUCACGAUCGAAUUUGCUAGCGCAUGGGAUUUAAGAGUACAAUUCUAUCCAUUGAGUAUACUCAUUACUAUGGCAGCUUUGCCAUUUACAUAUCUGGUGACAAAACUCAUUCGAAGUGACAUUCUCUGUGGAUUAACUGUAAUGAUCGUGUUGGUCUUAAUUCAUUUGAUUAGUACUAUCUUACUGAUGAUACUAGCAUUACUCAAGGUACAAAGCGCUCUAAAUAUAUCUUAUUGGGUGCUGAAUCUACUUUCACCAACAGUGAAUGCACAAGCAAUAGUGACAUACAUUUUAGCAGGCAAAAGUCGAUUUUGUCAACUAAUGGCUGGUCAAAUCACUAUUUUCUCGCGUACUGGGGAUGAUACGAUGGCUGUAAAUUGGAUCAUUCUUAUCGCACACAUAAUUGUGCCGUUAUUGCUCUUAACCGCAAUAGAUUGUGGCUAUGUUAAUAUAUCGUUUAAGUCACUUCUUUAUAAAGCUCCAGCGCAGUUCGAUGAAAAUACACUUGAUAGUGAUGUUCUAGCUGAACGUCGACGCAUUUUGAAUUUAGACCAAUUGGCAUUAACACAACGUCAUGUAAACGCAGAGGCUGCGGUAACAGAACAACAAGAAACUGAUCAUAUGGUUGUUCAUGACUUAGUUAAGCAUUUCCCAGGACGAAAUGUUCUCGCUGUCAAUCAUCUGACAUUCGGUGCGAAACGUGGCGAAGCUUUUGGUCUACUCGGUUACAAUGGUGCAGGCAAAACAACAACAUUUCGUAUUCUUGUUGGUGAUGAAACAGCAACACAAGGAACUGCUUACAUCGAUGGACAAAAUGUCAAACGUCGUCUUAGAUCGCUACGCCAUCUCGGUUAUUGUCCACAGCAAGAUUGUCGAAUGGAAUUCUUAACUGUUCAAGAUGCUCUGUAUCUUCUAGCACGAAUACGUGCUGUACCUUUCUCACGAGUUCGCUCUAUGGUACAAACUAUCAGUUCAUUGUUUUUACUUGAUCCAUUUCUUCACAAUUACAUCCAUCAACUCAGUGGAGGAACGAAACGACGAUUACAUGCUGCACUUGCAUUGAUUGGACCACCAUUAGUCACAAUUCUCGACGAACCAACGACAGGUGUUGAUCCAAAUGCUCGACAACGAAUGCAAGAAAUCUUUUUAAAUGCUGUCAAAGCGAAACUAACAAUCAUUUUGACAAGUCACUCCAUGGAUGAAUGUGAACGUGUCUGUAAUCGUCUUGGUAUCAUGUACUAUGGUCAGUUGGCAUGUUUGGGCACAAUUCAACAUUUGAAAUCCAAGUUUGGUCAUGGUUACUCAAUAUCAAUCAAAGUGAAAUUUCAUUCAGGUGAUGUUCAAGGCCAAGCAAUUGAUAACGUACAAGCAUUUUUACUAUCAAAAUCAGAAUUCGGUUUUCAAAUGUCCGAGAAAACACAUUCAACAGCUACAUUUCAAGCAAGAAAUGGUACACCAGCUGAUCUUUUUCAACUACUUGAAGAAAAUAAAGAACUAUUAAAAAUUGAAACUUAUACCAUAACACAAACAACACUUGAGCAAAUCUUUUUAUCAUUUGGUAAACAGAUAGACGCGGUUUAA
Messenger RNA from Adineta ricciae, 5184 nucleotides. The record is from the annotation of a GenBank genome assembly. Lineage: Eukaryota; Metazoa; Rotifera; Eurotatoria; Adinetida; Adinetidae.